AUGUUUCAGCUUUGGAAACUUAUUCUCUUGUGUGGCCUGCUCACUGGGACCUCAGCGUCUCUUCUUGAGGAUAUCGGCAAUGAUGUUGUGAGCAAGCUGAAACCUGUUCUCGAUAAAGGACUUGAGACCGUUGACACUAUCCUUCAGAAAUUGAAGGCUGACUUGGAGGCGUUCCGGGAAUCCACAUCUUGGCAGGAGGCCCAGCAGAAGAUCCAGGAAGCUGAGAACUUGUUGGACAAAGUCCUUUCUAAAAUUUUUCAAGUAGUGGAAAAGGUUAUGGGGUUGAAAAUCAGUAACGUCCACAUCCUGGAUAUCAAAUCUGAAGUGACUCCUGAUGGCAAAGGCACUAGCCUGAGUAUCCCCAUCACCACGAAUGUCACCCUGACCCUGCCUCUGUUGGGUGAGCUUGUCGACCUGGGCCUCCAGACUAGUGUCAGCAUUGAAACUGAUGCCAAGACUGGUGUCUCCACAGUGAUCAUGGAAAAAUGCACCAACGAUCCAGCCAACAUCUCACUCACCUUCCCGGACAGCCCCGUUGGACUGGUCAAUGAAGCCGUGAACACUGUGGUCAAACUCAUGAGAAAGACAGUGUCCCUUGUGGUGCAGUAAGAGGUGAGUCCCCAACUCCUGCGGGCCCAGAGCCAGGCCUGCUGGGGGACAGGGGUGACAUUCCCUGGCCUGGCAGUGGGAGGAGGGGAGCAGGGGCCUGACAUUAGCUGA
Messenger RNA from Orcinus orca (killer whale), 720 nucleotides. It is a transcript of the gene BPIFA2, whose product is annotated as BPI fold containing family A member 2. The record is from RefSeq and is a predicted model, not a curated record. The transcript has 5 exons. Gene Ontology annotation, molecular function: lipid binding. NCBI's taxonomy places the organism in Eukaryota, Metazoa, Chordata, Mammalia, Artiodactyla, Delphinidae.